Messenger RNA from Hyaloperonospora brassicae, 1332 nucleotides. Lineage: Eukaryota; Oomycota; Peronosporomycetes; Peronosporales; Peronosporaceae. The record is from the annotation of a GenBank genome assembly.
AUGAGCGCUUCGACGACCGUCGAGCUCGCGCGCGCGGGCGAGUACCGCGUGGAAGUGCCGCCGCUGCGCGACGUGACGAUCCGCCUCCAGAGCGGCUCGGCCGAGCUCUUUGGCGUCGAGCUGGCCAUGGACCGGACGUACACGUUCCGCGACCGGCAGCUCGCGAUCUUCACCUGGUACGGCUGCACGCUCGAGGUCUGCGGCGCGCCCGACGUGGCCUACACGGCGUCGGCCGACACGCCCAUGGACAGCUACUUGAACGUCCACGCGCAGCUCCAGCGCCGCCGCGAGUCGGCCCGCAACACGCACACGGCCGGGCCGCGCGUGCUCGUGUGCGGCCCGGCCGACAGCGGCAAGUCGACGCUCACGCAGCUCCUCGUCAACUACGCGCUGCGCGUGGGCGAGAAGCCGACGCUCGUGGAGCUCGACGUGGGCCACGGCGGCGGCCUCAGCGUGCCCGGGACGCUGGCGGCCUCGCCGCUCGACAUGAACGCGCUCAGCGUGCAAGAGGCCUUUGUGCUGACGAACCCCGUGGCGUACUUUUACGGCCACGCGGCCGCGGCCGAGAACGUCGAGCUCUUUCGGUGGCAGCAGCAGCAGCUCGCGCGCACGGUCAAGCGGCGGCUCGCGCAAGACAGCGCCGUGAACGCUUCGGGCUGUGUGAUUGACACGAGCGGGUGGGUCGACGGCGCGGGCUUUGACCUGCUGGUCGACGCCAUCACGGCCUUUGACGUCGACGUCGUGCUCGUCAUUGGCCAGGACCGCCUCUACAGUCGCCUGCUGCAGAGCAGUGCACUGGCAAAAAGCGCGACGGCCAGCGGCGCCGACCGCUCGAUCGUCAAACUCGCGCGCUCGGACGGCGUCGUGCCCAUGAACAAUAAACUGCGUGCGGCCGCGCGCAUCAGCGGCAUCCGCGAGUACUUUUACGGCGUCCACUCGCUGAGCGUGGCCAUCCCGACGCUGUCGCCCUGCAUCAACGAGGUCUCGUUCGACGACGUCUCGUUCUUCAUGAUCAAAGACAUGAAGGUCUCGGACGUGAUGCUGCCCGUGGGUCAGGUAGAGACGCAGACCGACCGCUUGCGUGCCGUGCCCGUUGACAAGACACCCGACUUGAGCCACUCGCUCGCUGCAGUGAUUCACCCGCGACACGGCCAAAACGCGUCGCCUUCGUCGUCAAUGGAUCCGUCGCUGCUGCUGGAAGCCCCUGCUGCCGGUUUUGUUUUCGUUAAGGAGGUUCGGAUGGCCGAUCAGAAACUCGUGCUGCUUGUUCCUUCGCCAGGUCCGCUACCGUCGCGGAACUUGUUGGUGGGCUCUAUCAAGUGGAUGGAGUAG